Mesocestoides corti is the source of this 354-nucleotide messenger RNA. The record is from the annotation of a GenBank genome assembly. Lineage: Eukaryota; Metazoa; Platyhelminthes; Cestoda; Cyclophyllidea; Mesocestoididae.
AUGCCCGAGUCUGGAGAGACAGGUCCGGCGUUUACCCAACCCCACACCAGUGCUUUUCGGCGGUAUCGAUCGGAAGUGGCCCAGUGGCGAUGGUGGGUUGGCGCUCGGUUAGAUGAGUGCAUGCGCUACCACCACGACCGCAACAGCGACGCGAGCCCCUGUGCCGGAGUCGGUUCGCGGCUGGCCGCACUCAAUUGGUCAGCUUGGGUGCAUCUGGGUGAACCGGUUUACGCUGGCGGGUAUCGACUACUGCCCCGGAAUUCACACAACUCUUUCGGAUCGCGGCCUUUAGGUGGAGCACUGACCACGGUGCAGCCUCGCAUGAUUGGCUGUUGCGCGGACGCGCACUUGUGA